This is a messenger RNA of Brassica napus (rape), 959 nucleotides long. RefSeq names its product vesicle-associated protein 4-3-like. The transcript has 4 exons. Lineage: Eukaryota; Viridiplantae; Streptophyta; Magnoliopsida; Brassicales; Brassicaceae. The coding region runs from base 203 to 808 and encodes 201 amino acids. The record is from RefSeq and is a predicted model, not a curated record.
GUUGCCUUUCAUAACGCCGUCAAUCGAAAGAGAAAUAAGAAGCGAAUCCAAGACGCGGUCGUUAUAAAACGCAAUUUCCAUCGCGUUUUGAAUCGUCUCUACCUCCGAUGUGACACUCGCUUAACGAAACAGUAAACAAACCAAACCCAGACGUGAAACCAACCCAAAUCAAAAUUCACUUUCCUUGUGUCGCGGUGGUCCGAUGGCUUUAACGUCGGAAAAAUCCGAUUCCGAUGGCCGACGUCGAAGCUUAUUCAAACUACCCUUUCGAAACUCCAGUGAUCAUCAAGCUACCUCUUCCUCUUCGUCUUCUCAUCUCAGUGACAAUUAUAUACAUCAAUCUCGCCAUUUUCGCUAUCACGGACCACGUCCUGUCGUCGAACGAUUGGGCCAAACCCAUCAUCAACCCCCCGCCGCGACGAUCCCUUCGAUGUCAUCAGUCGCGAGAUCACUUCUUCCUACUAAACGCCGAUUGAAACUCGACCCUUCCUCCAAACUUUACUUCCCUUAUGAGCCUGGGAAGCAAGUCAGGAGUGCCAUUAAGAUUAAGAAUACAAGCAAGUCACAUGUCUCUGAGGAGCAAGUAAUGCGUGUGGUAUUCUUGGAUCCUGAAAACCCUAACCCUGUGAUGGAGAAACUGAAGAGUCAACUAGCUGAAGCGGAUGCUGCAGAUGAAGCAAGGAAGAAAGCACCAGAGGUUAUUAGUAGUGGUCCGAAGCCAAUUGGUGAAGGACUUGUGAUUGAUGAAUGGAAGCAACGCCGAGAGAGGUAUCUUGCACAGCAACAAGGAGGACUGGACUUGGCUUGAAACCAGAAGUAUCACAAAGACAAAAAAAAGUGUGUGGAUAUAUGUAAUGUGUGAAGGGAAUGAAGAUUGUAUUUGUGGUCAAGUUUUAUCCCAAAAAAAAAAAACACUUGUUACUUUGAUGUCUUAACUAAAGGUUUGUUCUGUAACGCCA